AGGUCGUGAAACAGAGCAAGCAAGAACAAGAGCAAGAAUAUAUCCAUCCAUACAGCAGCUCAGCCAGCAUAGCUUCCUUUCCUUUCUCCCUGAGGUCCUUCCGUUGCGUUCCAGAAACCAGAAACUUGCAAGCAUGGGCAGAUCUGCUGGAGCUCCUCAGGUCCUCCCGGCGCACCAGAAAGACGAGGACCUGUUCGAGACCUCCUCCUUCUCCUGCGACUCCGACGACGAGGCCCGGUUUUCAGACGGCGAGGACCAGUUUGUGCCGGCUUCCACGCCGCGGAGACUGAAUCCCGAUGGCGUCUACGAUCUGUCGUCCAUGAAGGCUGAUCUCUCUGCCAAGAAAGGAGGGUUGUCCAAGUACUACGACGGAAAGUCCCAGUCGUUCGCGUGCAUGUCCGAGGUGAGGUGCCUGGAGGAUCUGCCCAAGAAGAGCCCCUACAAGAAGAUCAAUUCAUGCAAGAGCUACGUGGAUCUGGACGGGAACCAGACAGUUUGCCCCGUACCUGCUCCCAACACCAGCAGCAAGGGAAUCGCCAAGCAGAGCUCCGUGAGCUCCUGCGCGAAUCUGAUGAUGGCGCGGACCAGCAGCGCCAACGUGCUCUACAGGCCUCCCGCGAUCCCUGUCAACAAGAGCGCGUGCCAUCAGUAGGGCUCGCAGCUGAAAAAAAUGUCUGUCCAGGGCUGGCUUCGCUUCUCUUCUUUGUUCCUUGAUGAGGAUUUUUCUUGGCGGGCGUAUUAGCCUGUCAAAUGUACUAAGAGGCUUUUGCUUCUCUGCUGUUUGGGAAGACAUAUUGUUCAGGAGGACAUUGAUUGAUUCAUCAGUGUGUAAAUAGAGACCGGUUGUAUACCAAACAUUUUCUUUCGAUUAACAAAGAUUAUAUAAGGUCUGAA
Messenger RNA from Aegilops tauschii subsp. strangulata, 894 nucleotides. RefSeq lists its product as uncharacterized. NCBI's taxonomy places the organism in Eukaryota, Viridiplantae, Streptophyta, Magnoliopsida, Poales, Poaceae. The record is from RefSeq and is a predicted model, not a curated record.